Messenger RNA from Centropristis striata (black sea bass), 1643 nucleotides. RefSeq names its product eukaryotic translation initiation factor 3, subunit Jb (gene eif3jb). Bases 107 to 838 code for a protein of 243 amino acids. The record is from RefSeq and is a predicted model, not a curated record. NCBI's taxonomy places the organism in Eukaryota, Metazoa, Chordata, Actinopteri, Perciformes, Serranidae. Gene Ontology annotation, cellular component: eukaryotic translation initiation factor 3 complex; cytoplasm. The transcript has 8 exons. Gene Ontology annotation, molecular function: translation initiation factor activity.
CAGAGACACAGUGACGUCCAGAAGGUGGGAGCUGCUCCUGAACGUGGCCAACGGGCUGCAGCACUGACUUACUGCGAGCCUGUCAAACACAACCAACACAGCCAACAUGGCGGACUGGGACGCUGAGACCUUCGAGCCGGAGGAGCCGAUUAAAAAGGCGGCAGCGAUGGACAAAUGGGAAGGCGAAGACGAGGAUGAAGAGGUUAAGGACAACUGGGAUGAUGAAGAGGAAGACGGCGAGAAAAAGGCAGAGAUGAAAAAAGCAGGUACCGAGGCAAAGGUUUCUGAAAAGAAAAAGUUGAGUGAGAAGAUCAAAGAGAAAGAAAACCGGUUAAAGCAAAAACAACAGAUGAAAAAGGAGUUGGAGGAUGAAGAGCUCAGUCCUGAAGAUCAAGCCGCAGAGAAGCUGAGAGUGCAGAAAUUACAGGAAGACGCAGACUUGGAGCUAGCAAAAGAUGCUUUUGGUGUCAGCAGCACUUCAAACAGUGUCACUGGGAUUGACGCCAUGUGUCCAUCUUCCAAAGAAGACUUCACAGAGUUUGAAAAAUUGCUGAAAGAAAAGAUAUGCCAGUUUGAAAAAUCUGUGCAUUAUUCAAAUUUCUUGGAUUCCUUGUUUCGGGAACUCUGUAUUUCAUUGGAAGUAGAGGACUUGAAGAAAGUCAGUAAUUCCCUGACAGUCCUACUUAGUGAAAAACAGAAACAAGAAAAACAAAACAAAGGAAAGAAGAAGAAGAAAGGAAUCGUACCCGGAGGCGGAUUGAAAGCACAGAUGAGAGAUGACCUUGACUAUGCAGAGUUUGAUGGUGGUUACGCCCAAGACUAUGAGGACUUCAUGUGACACUGGCUCCAUCACUACUGCCCUUUCCCCCUCCCGACCCUCAGAAAUGCAGCUGUACCCUCUCAUGCUGUCCAGUGCCAUCCUGGAAAAUCUGAACUAUGUGUUGCCCCCUUCAUUUUGCUUCAAUGACCAGAGGGACUAUACCAGGGAGCAUCAAGUCUCACCAACUCUUAUGUUCAUACAUAUGGAAUUGCCUUUUCUCUGUCUCAUUCAGCCUCGACUCACACACAUCAUCAUCAUCAUCAUGUAUUAUCUGUUGGGUGACCAAGCUUCAAUAGAGAAUACAUUGUAACUGCUGUUGUCUGAGUUUUGCAGGGGUCAUUCUUUAUUAAAUGUUGCUCCUGUCAAAAUGGCAGAUACAGUAUUGCAGUUAUAAGUAAAAGGACAUAGAAACACAAGGUUCUAUGCAAAUUCUUUAACCAGAAUGUCAUGUAUAUAUUAUAGGUCUCACUUACCUAUGGAGGGUUCUCUUACAGGAAGGUAUAUAGUAUCUAUAACUUUGGUUGCCAAAUUCAGAACAAUUAUUCAUUACAUUACUCAUCUUUAUCUCUGGAAAGGUUGCAUUGUGGAUGGUUUUUGGGACUGAUGCAACAUGUAAGUAGUAGUUGUAAUUUUACAGAGAGCACAUGACAUUCACUGUAAGGUAAAAGGGAUAGAAAGUAUAAAUGUGACUUUAAAACCUCACAGCCAUUCUCUUGAUACAUCUCUGGAAUAUCCUUGAAAAUAGGGAGCAAAGAGUACUUAUAGGUAUUUUUUGUGCAUGACAAAUGUAAUUUACUAAUUUGAUUUCUACUAAUGCAGAAAA